AUGGCUCAGCGUGUCACCAUCCGCAAGCGCACGCCCUACAACACCACCUCCAACCGCAGGAGGGUUGUGAAGACCCCCGGUGGCAAGCUCGUUGUCCACCACAUCAAGAAGCUUGCUUCUGCCCCCAAGUGCGGUGACUGCGGUGAGGCUCUUGCCGGUAUCCCCACUCUCCGCCCCCGCCAGUACGCCACUCUCUCCAAGCGUGAGAAGACCGUCAACCGCGCCUACGGUGGAUCCGUCUGUGCCACUUGCGUCAAGGGCCGCAUCACCCGCGCUUUCCUCAUCGAGGAGGCUACCAUCGUCAAGCGCGUCCUCAAGGCCAAGGCCGCCGCCUCUAAGAAGUAG
Messenger RNA from Trichosporon asahii var. asahii CBS 2479, 345 nucleotides. RefSeq names its product 60s ribosomal protein l34-b. Gene Ontology annotation, cellular component: ribosome. NCBI's taxonomy places the organism in Eukaryota, Fungi, Basidiomycota, Tremellomycetes, Trichosporonales, Trichosporonaceae. Gene Ontology annotation, biological process: translation. The record is from RefSeq and is a predicted model, not a curated record. The transcript has 2 exons. Bases 1 to 345 code for a protein of 114 amino acids. Gene Ontology annotation, molecular function: structural constituent of ribosome.